Aspergillus melleus is the source of this 846-nucleotide messenger RNA. RefSeq lists its product as uncharacterized. Lineage: Eukaryota; Fungi; Ascomycota; Eurotiomycetes; Eurotiales; Aspergillaceae. The record is from RefSeq and is a predicted model, not a curated record. Bases 1 to 846 code for a protein of 281 amino acids. The transcript has a single exon.
AUGAAAUGGCCUCCCAUCCUCUCCAUCCUCCUCGCCACCUUCCUCCUCUUACCCUUCGAUAUCGCGCAUGCCCAUGGUCAUACCCACGCUCAUGCGCGCAUGCACACGCACACACACCUUCCACCGCGAACCUCAAGACCAAACCUCCCUGACUGCGUGAACCUCGAGAAACUCAACCACACGUUGACACGCAUAUCCCCGAUCUUGGAGCGCUUGUUACAAUUAGAUGGGAAGGGUUAUACUCCUAGCCAUGGACAUAGUCAUGGACACAAUCAUACCCAGAUCCACGGCCGUAGUCACGCACACAGCGUCAAAAGCAGAAACGGAAACGGAACGCAAGCAAACACGCCUCAGACUCAAAUCAGCAACAAGAAUGUCGACGUGGGCGAGUUGGCUGAAAAGGUGCAGGCCGUGAAGGCGGCGAUGGAGCGGUCGAGAGAGAAGGUUUCUGUUGGGAUGUUCAGAUGUCGAGAAUUGAAUGGGAUCGGGAGUGGGAAUGCGAACGCGAACGCGACUAGUCUGGAAAACAUCAGGAGGAGGUGGUUGAGGAAGCGAAGUGGGGAUGGUGAUGCGGAGGAUGACGAGAGUGAGAGUGAUAGCGACAGUAGCAGCAGCAGCAGCAGUAGCAGCAGUAGCAGCGAUAGUGAUAGUGACAGUGACAGCGAUGAUGAUGAGGAUGAGAAGGAUGAAGGACAGUGCACUUUGGUGGACGUGUUGGAUAACUUGGUGACUUCUUUGGAAUGCUUGUUAGCGUUUACUGGGGGUCUUCUGGAUGGAGUGCUUGAUUUGGUGUUGAAUAUGCUGGGUGGCAUCCUUCAAUUGGUUGAAUCUUCUUUGGAGAAAUAG